This is a messenger RNA of Pieris rapae (cabbage white), 1350 nucleotides long. Its product is annotated as aldo-keto reductase AKR2E4. The record is from RefSeq and is a predicted model, not a curated record. NCBI's taxonomy places the organism in Eukaryota, Metazoa, Arthropoda, Insecta, Lepidoptera, Pieridae. Bases 61 to 1110 code for a protein of 349 amino acids. Gene Ontology annotation, cellular component: cytosol. The transcript is spliced from 7 exons. Gene Ontology annotation, molecular function: aldose reductase (NADPH) activity.
AAUUUGACACCAAUACUACUUUAAUGCAUUGUUUUAGUUUGUGUAAGAUUAUCGACGAAAAUGGACGUACACUGGCUUUACUAUGCGUUUGUUUUUCACAAAGUUGUUUCGGUAUACUCAGGAGAAAUUUUGCUGUAUUCUUUAAAUGAUGGCAACAAAAUACCAGCUGUAGCAUUGGGAACCAGCUUAGGGCAUUUGGCAGACGGUACGAGAGUUCUUCCUGUGAAUCACUCGUUGGCACAAGCCGUACAAUGGGCUCUAGAGGAUGGCUAUAGACAUAUAGACACUGCGUCCCUGUACAAAGUUGAAGACGAGGUCGGCCUUGGCAUACGAAAUUAUGUCAGAGAUUCCCGCGUCGAUAGACGAGACAUAUACGUGACUACUAAACUGUGGAAUGAUGCCCAUGAGCGCGAUGAGGUUAGACCCGCUUUAAAAAAAUCUUUGGAAGAGCUGGGACUGGAUUAUGUGGAUCUUUAUUUAAUGCACUAUCCUAUGGCCUAUAAGAAAGACGGUAAUAUUAGUCAAACGGACUACGUGGAAACUUGGAAGGGUUUAGAAAACGUGAAGGAAGCUAAUCUUACCAAAUCUAUUGGCGUGUCAAAUUUCAACUUAUCGCAAAUGCAACGACUCUGGGAACGCAGUAGAAUCAAGCCAGCCGUUUUGCAAAUAGAGGUAAACCCUACAAUAACCCAAAAUGAGUUAGUGAAUUGGUGCAAUGAUCGUGGGGUCGUGGUGAUGGCUUACAGCCCAUUUGGCGCCAUAUUGGGGCGAAAGAAAGAUGCCCCACCACCACGUGCGGAUGAUCCGAUAUUGAUGAAAAUUGCAGAGAAAUAUAAUAAAACGGUCCCUCAGGUUUUACUCAGAUAUUUGUUGGACCGAAAGCUGGUUGCUAUUCCACGGUCGACGAACAAAGAUCGUAUCAAGCAAAACAUCGACCUAAUGGAUUUUUCACUCACUUCUGAAGAAGUUGAGGAGCUGUCAAGUUUUAACAGUAAUUACAGACUCCGGACACCAGCUAAGUGGUAUCCGCACCCACAUUUCCCAUUCGAGAGAAAGAACCUUACUUCAAUUGAAAUAGAACACAUAAUCGCGAACAGUAAAGAUGACUGAGAUAAAAGAAAUCUUUGAUUUCCACAUUCGAAUUACAAUAUUGCGGUAAAAAAGUUUUGAUUGGUGAUAAUUGAACCCGGAUUUUCCAUUAAGCAGUCUUAUAUUUUACGAGCACAAAUAUUACAAAGUUUGCCUUUGUUGGCGUACUUUUGAAAUUUUCUGUUUAAUGAAUUUGUUUUAUGUGACGUUUAUUUUAAUAAGAUUUCUGUAUAAUAUUGUGAUUAAUUUUCUCUAAAUUUA